Messenger RNA from Ipomoea triloba (trilobed morning glory), 2439 nucleotides. RefSeq names its product zinc finger protein GAI-ASSOCIATED FACTOR 1-like. Gene Ontology annotation, cellular component: nucleus. The record is from RefSeq and is a predicted model, not a curated record. NCBI's taxonomy places the organism in Eukaryota, Viridiplantae, Streptophyta, Magnoliopsida, Solanales, Convolvulaceae. Gene Ontology annotation, molecular function: DNA-binding transcription factor activity. The coding region runs from base 554 to 2092 and encodes 512 amino acids. The transcript is spliced from 4 exons.
UUGAACAUCCCACACAUAUACUUUUCUCCGAGUAAGACAGAAGACCCCAACUCCCAACUGAGACGACUUUGCAGUUUCAGUCCCUCUGUUCUUUUCUGUUCCACUCUUCUCAUUUCAUCAUUCUCUCUAUAAAUUUGGUAGCCGACAAUUUGUCCAACCAAUCAAUCUUCUCUUUCAUCGCCGCCCCGGAAUUCUCUUCACUUCGCUUCUCCAUCUCCAGGAUUUUCGCCGGGAAAUCAAUUUUUUUUUACUGAGAUUCGAAAUUUUAGUUUAAACUCCUAAAAUUUGCUUAGGCUUUUUUGUUUUUGCGUGAAGAUUGAAUUUCACGGUUUUGCAAAGGUGCUUAGCUGAGCUGGGCUUUGUUUGCCGGAUUUUAUUGUGUGCUGAGCUUUGAGUUGAUUGUUUGCCGAGGGUUCUGGAAAAGUGGAAAUUAUUUGUUGGUCAGAGCUGGUGGUUGACUGGUAGAUGCUGAGAAAGCUAAACCCUAGAAAAGUUUGAUCAUCAAUGGCCAAAAGUUUCCCUUUUUAGCGAGCCGUGAAACAGGUGCGCCGCCAUGCCGGUCGAUGGCGAUAACUCCUCCGCCGUGAACGACUCCACCGGUUCCGGCGAAGCCAGCGUGUCUUCAUCCGGGAAUCAAGCGGCUCCUCCAAAAGCAACCAGCAAGAAAAAGCGAAACCUCCCCGGAAUGCCAGAUCCUGAUGCAGAGGUGAUUGCUUUAUCACCCAAGACUCUAUUAGCAACAAAUAGAUUUGUUUGUGAAAUCUGCAACAAGGGGUUUCAAAGAGACCAGAAUUUGCAGCUUCACAGAAGAGGUCACAAUCUGCCCUGGAAGCUUAGGCAGAGAUCAAGCAAUGAGGUGAAGAAGAAGGUUUAUGUUUGCCCCGAACCUACCUGCGUUCACCAUGACCCUUCUCGAGCUCUCGGCGAUUUGACCGGAAUCAAGAAGCACUUCUGCCGGAAGCACGGCGAGAAGAAGUGGAAGUGCGAUAAGUGCUCCAAGAAAUAUGCAGUCCAGUCUGAUUUGAAGGCCCAUUCUAAGAUUUGUGGCACCAAAGAGUAUAAAUGUGAUUGUGGGACUUUGUUCUCAAGGAAAGAUAGCUUUAUUACACACAGGGCAUUCUGUGAUGCUUUAGCAGUGGAGAGUGCUAAAGCUCAGACAGACAUGGCUGCUCCUAGUGCUGAUGAGGAACCUGUCCCUCCAUCGUCUUCCCCGCCGCCACAGCCGCCACCACAACCAGCCAUAGCCCCGCCACCUCCGCCACCAGUAAUUCCGCAGUCAACUCCUGCAGUACCCUCGGUUUUGACUGAUCAAAAGCCAGCGUUGCCUGAGAAUCCGGGCACAAAUCCUGCUGGAUCCACCCCCAAACAGGUAGUGGAAGAAACGACGGUGAUAACAAGCUUAACUGGGAGCUGUAGCUGCAGUAGCAGUUCGAGCAGCAAUGGAAGUAGUAGCAGCAGUGUAUUUGCGAGCUUAUUUGCAUCGGCAACAGCUUCGGGGACCGCUAGGUCUCAGGCGUCGGGAUUUGCUGACAUGUUUCAAUCCAUGGCUCCCGAGAAGGCACUUGAAAUAGCACCUCAGCCAUCGUCCAAAGAAACCAUAUCUCUCUGCCUUGCAAUGAACCACGGCUCGUCAAUCUUUGGCCCACCUGGUCAAGAUCGAAGGCAGUUUGCUCCAUCGCCCCAACCGGCCAUGUCCGCCACAGCAUUACUACAAAAGGCUGCUCAGAUGGGCGCAGCAGCAACAAACUCGUCGUUUCUGAGGGGGCUGGGAAUUGUUUCCUCAUCCUCACCUUCUAGCGGGCAGCAAGAAUGGAGCGGGAGACAAAUCGAGACCGAUGCAGGCCUGGGGCUCGGUCUGCCCUGCGAUGGGGGUUCGGGUUUGAAAGAACUGAUGUUGGGGACUCCCUCCGUAUUUGGUCCCAAACAUCCAACUCUCGACCUUCUGGGAUUAGGAAUGGCUGCCGGUGGAGGCCCUUCACCGGGGCUUUCUGCUCUAAUGACGUCCAUGGGUGGGAACAUUGAUGUGGCUGCUGCAGCAGGAUCAUUCGGGACCACAGAUUUCUCCGGCAAGGACAUAGGCAGAAGCUCGUGAGGUUGAACAACAUUCCUCGUCGAGGAUCAAACUUUUGCAGCACUUAAAUCCCAGAAGACAGAAAUGCCAUAAAUGGAUCUAGCGAGGUACUAAUGAGUAAUGACUCUUUUGCUUUCCUUACAUGCUAUGGCCUCCUCUGCAAGGAAGAAAUCCUAAUCUUUCCACUGUAAUAUACCCAAAACAAAGAAAAAACCAAAAUGCAGGUGUUAUUUGGUUAGAAUGUAAUUAUUAAUAAAUUAGAUUGAGUGGAAAAUUAGCAUCAACAUUGUAGUUUGGUUAUUGGGCGACUCUCCACAAUUGUUGUAUCUGAACAGCUCCAUAAUUACUCCCCCCCUCAUUCUUUGCCA